AUGGCUUCUCUAAGUACACGACCGAGAAGCGCCUUGUACUCUUUUGAGGCCAAGAAGGCUUACUUCGAUAAUGAAUUUGCCAAUGAUCCCUCCCUUCAUGCUUCUGACCGUCCUCCUAUGCGGCACAUGAGAUCAUGGCAGAACACUUCCUUCUCUUCUACAGCAGAGACUAUUGUUGGCGAUGACGAUCAUGACCAUCAUCACCACCACAAGAAGGAUGCCCCUCUCUUUACUCUCAAUGUCAUCUCAGAACAGCCCCCUACACCACCUGCCGAGCCCAAGAUCCAUCAAGACCCUCUCUUCCCUUCUCCUACAGAAAACCUCACGCCUUUAUUCAAUCUCAAUGUCUCACCCUCAAAAGACUCUCUAUUCUCUACCACUGAUGAGGAGAGUAUCUGCCCUCUUGAGUCAGAUCCCCAGAAACUCAGCCCUACUGUCUCUGUUUCACCAAAGGUUGUCUCAUCGAAGUUUGUUGAGCCAGCACCAGUGCACGCAAAUGACAGCAUUGAGACAUGCGGUUACCCCAAGAUCGAAGACCCUGUCGAUCCUGCGAGGAUCCUAUCGCAAAGGGAUCUGCGCAACCAAAGGGUCGCCUUCAUGGGGAUCAUCGUGUUUCUCAACAUCUGCAUGGCAAUCACUGCCUUCUUUGGUAAGAAGAGCAAGUUGAUCUUCAUCGUCAUCUUGUUCGUCAAGAGCAAGGAUUUCCUAUCUGCGAUCCUGUCUCCUACCGGGAUGAUGUAUCGUGCUAUCCAUGACAAGUUCUACCCACCCAAGCCUGUCAGCCGAAAAUGGAUCUUGUCUCUCAUCCCUGCCUACUCUGAGAGUGAGGAGCAGAUCGUCAAGACUAUCUUCUCUCUUCGGGAUAAUGGUGUUGAGCCUCACAAGCAAGUCAUGGUCGUCAUCCUCGAUGGCAAGCCUCGGGAUGUUCGAUCACACAUGACAAGAAUGGUUCGCGAGUUCCAACGCCCCUACGUCUCUUUUAAGUGGAAGAAGGGUGUCUUGAACGUCCUUGCCGGUUUCAUGGAAGAUGUCCCUGUCAUUGUCAUCGAGAAGGUCAAGAACGCUGGCAAGAAGGAUUCUCUCAUUCUCUGCCAUGAUCUUUUCAACUUUCCUCGUGAAAACUCUCCUCUCUACACAAAGCUUCUACGAAAGGAGAUGUGGGACGAAAUUCUCCCUGAGUUGACCAAGGGCGAAGACUUCAAGGGCUUUGACAUGGUUUUCUGCACCGAUGCCGACUCUACUAUCUACAAGGGCGCUGUCGCUCUUCUGGCUAAUGCUCUUGCUCGUGAUGACAAGGCUAUUGCUGCUUGUGGACUUGUCCUGGUUGAGCUUGAACCUGGAUAUGAAUGGUCGUUUUGGAAUCUCUAUCAACAAUUUCAGUACACGUUUGGACAAUAUGUCAGACGGCGAGCUGAAGGGUUCAUUGGAAAAGUCACUUGUUUACCUGGUUGCAUCACCAUGAUAGCAGUGAGACCAGAAAUGGCCGGUGCUAUUCGGAAAUACGCCGAACCCGUUACCGGUGAACUAGUCAUUAACCACCAAGUGCAAUACCUCGGCACUGACAGGCGACUCACUUACUCAAUGCUGUCUCAGGGUGAACAUCUUCGCACACUGUUCGUCCCUGAUGCCGUCAGUGAGACGGUUGCUCCCCAGUCACUGUUCCACUACCUAAGCCAAAGACGUCGAUGGGGCUCAAAUGCCUACUUCAACAAUUACUUCUAUUUGGCUGGCGAGAAGAUGAUCACCAUUACUCGCAUUGCUGCCUCUGUUGAAGUCAUCCGUCUGAGCUUGGUGUACUACCGCAUUCUCAACACUGCUUUGUUCAUCGCAAGCUGCGUUCGUCAUGUCUCUGCUCUCAAGCUUGUUCCUAUGUUGGUAGUUGGCCAGUUGCCCUCUCUUUGGUUCUUCUGUUCAGUUCUUCUUGAGCCUGAGUUACGAAAGCGAGGGCACAAACUUGCGAUCGGAUACCUGAUCAACAAGUGUGUAUCACCAGUCAUGAGUGUCAUCAUCUUUACAAAGGUUGCCACCAACCUCGGAAGUCAAGUCUGGGGUGUAUCUGGAGUUACGGCAUCUUCUGGUCCCGUUCCUCCUCAAGUGGAAAUAACCGAAGAAGAGGCCAAGCUGUUUGACGCAGAUGCUUUAUCUGCGGCUGAAAAGGGAGAAGCGCCUUUGUUGUUGAAAAAUCUGUUGGAUGAUGAGGCAAUUGCUAAACCAGAGCGUUGUCGCCUCAAGGACGAGCGAGCGGAUGUAGACUGCUAG
This is a messenger RNA of Fusarium oxysporum Fo47, 2259 nucleotides long. RefSeq names its product chitin synthase-domain-containing protein. Gene Ontology annotation, cellular component: cell septum; cell periphery. The coding region runs from base 1 to 2259 and encodes 752 amino acids. The record is from RefSeq and is a predicted model, not a curated record. NCBI's taxonomy places the organism in Eukaryota, Fungi, Ascomycota, Sordariomycetes, Hypocreales, Nectriaceae. The transcript is spliced from 3 exons. Gene Ontology annotation, molecular function: chitin synthase activity.